Dermatophagoides farinae (American house dust mite) is the source of this 812-nucleotide messenger RNA. It is a transcript of the gene Mnat9, whose product is annotated as microtubule-associated Nat9. The record is from RefSeq and is a predicted model, not a curated record. NCBI's taxonomy places the organism in Eukaryota, Metazoa, Arthropoda, Arachnida, Sarcoptiformes, Pyroglyphidae. Gene Ontology annotation, molecular function: N-acetyltransferase activity.
CAUUUUGCAACUUUAAAUUUCAAUUCUUUUUUAUUCAAAUUUAAAUUUUAAUUCAACACAAUAUAAAACAAAAUGUCCAACGUCGAACGUGUGUUAGUGAAAAACGUCGAAAUGAAACAGAAACAUCAAAUAUGGUCCAAUCGUUUGAUAUUGGUUCCCUAUCGAUCACAUCAUGUAUCACGUUAUAAUAGCUGGAUGCAAGAUCCACAACUACAAUAUUUGACCGGUUCUGAACCAUUAACAUUAGAAGAUGAAUAUAAAAUGCUUGAAUCAUGGAAUAAUGAUCCUGAGAAAUGUACAUUCAUCAUUUUAGAUCGUAAACAUUAUGAAUCCGAAAUGAAACAGAAAAAUUCACCGAAAGAUCCAAUUGAAUGUGAAAUUGAAUCAAUGAUUGGUGAUGUUAAUCUAUACAUUUGCCAUGAUGAUGAUGAUGAUGAUGAUAAUGAACAAGCACCGAUGGCUGAAAUUGAAAUUAUGAUUGCCGAACAAAGUGCACGACGAAAAGGCUAUGGUCGUGAAGCGACAAUGUUAAUGAUGAAAUUUGGUCACGAAAUUCUGGGUAUUCAAAAAUUUCAGGCAAAAAUUAAAACAUCCAAUAUUCAUUCACAACGUAUGUUUACCGAAAUAUUUGGUUUCAUUGAAUCCGGUCGUUCGACAGUGUUCGAUGAAAUUACCUAUGUUUGUGAUCUGAUCGAUGGGGACAAACCAAAUUAUCAUCGUCUAAGACAAAUGUUUGAUGAAUCUGAUUGUCAUUAUAAAAUCUGUUAAAUUUAUUUCAAUAUUUUUUUCCAAUAAAUCAAUUAUUAUUCACA